CACACACACACACACACACACCCCUCCUCUUACACUGUCCCUCUUGCUCUUUCUCUGUCCUGCAUUUUUACACACACAGCUCUUUAAAACCUCCUCCAUGGGCCCACUCAUGGUCAGAACUGCAAAGAGCAUUUGUCCUGGAGAGACUGGGGGAUCUGGACUUUUGUUUUCCUUAAAGGGCACCAGAUGAAUCCCACCUAGAACUAAAUGGAAGCAUAGGACAGAAGCAUCUGACGUUUGGCUACACAGGUACCACUUUACUGCAAUGGAUAGACCUUCUGUUCAUGACGUGUUUAAGCUGGACAUGGGCUCAGCUCAGCCCAGCACCAGGGGACAGUGGUCAAGCAAAACAGAGUUUGUCUUGGCUGUUGCGGGGCAAAUCAUCGGCCUAGGAAAUGUGUGGAGGUUUCCAUAUUUGUGCUAUAAAAAUGGAGGAGGUGUUUUCUUCAUCCCUUAUAUCCUCUUCCUCUUUACCUGUGGUAUCCCUCUGUUUCUUCUGGAGACGUCUCUAGGGCAGUACACCCAACAGGGAAGCAUCACAUGUUGGAAAAAAAUUUGUCCCCUUUUUGAAGGGAUGGGUUAUGGCAGCCAGGUGGUUGUUUUAUAUUCCAGUAUCUAUUACAUCAUCAUAUUGGCCUGGGCGUUCCUAUAUCUCUUCUCAUCUUUUAGCUCUGAACUCCCCUGGGCGAGCUGCAGAAACAGUUGGAACACAGAAACCUGUGUGGAGUUUGACCGAUUGGGUCAUUCUUACAACCUGACAGUAGAUGGAAAUGCAACAUCACCAGUCAGAGAAUUUUGGGAGCGACGAAUUCUGAAUGUGACGGGAAAUGUCGAAGAGUUAGGAGGGAUGCGGUGGGAGCUGGUUUUGUGUCUUCUGCUGUCUUGGGUCAUCUGUUACUUUUGUGUCUGGCAAGGAGUUAAAUCCACUGGGAAAGUGGUUUAUUUCACAGCCACAUUUCCGUAUGUCAUGCUCGCAGCAUUGCUUGUUCGUGGACUCACUUUGCCUGGGGCCUUAGAUGGGAUCAAGUUUUACCUCUACCCAGACCCAUCCCGCCUCAGUGAUCCCCAGGUGUGGAUGGACGCUGGCACACAGAUAUUCUAUUCCUAUGCUAUUUGCAUUGGGUGUCUAAUGGCACUGGGCAGUUAUAAUAAAUACAACAACAACUGUUACAAGGAUUGUGUGUACUUAUGUCUUCUGAACAGUGGAACUAGUUUUGUGGCUGGUUUUGCAAUUUUCUCUGCUCUUGGCUUCAUGGCAUAUGAGCAAAACACAGACAUAUCAAAUGUGGCUGAAUCAGGUCCUGGUUUGGCAUUCAUCGCUUAUCCUCGAGCAGUUGCCAUGAUGCCAUUUCCACAGCUCUGGGCAGUUUUCUUUUUCGUUAUGAUCAUCCUGCUGGGAUUGGACAGUGAGUUUGUAGGUCUAGAAGCUAUCGCAACAGCCAUUUCUGACCUGAAUCCAUCCUUCUUCCAUGUCGGUCAUCGGCGUAAACUCCUUCUUCUUGCUAUCAGUGUUGGCAGUUUUUUUAUUGGCCUUGUGAUGGUUACAGAAGGUGGACUGUACAUCUUCCAGUUGUUUGAUUACUACGCCUGCAGUGGGAUGACUCUGCUCCUGUUUGCUAUGCUCCAGUCUGGGUGCAUAGGAUGGGUAUAUGGUGCAGACCGUUUUUAUGACAACAUAGAGGACAUGAUCGGAUACAGGCCUUUACCCAUCAUAAAGUACUGUCUCAAAUAUGUCACUCCAGUUAUCUGCUUGGGAACAUUUAUUUUCUCCUUGGUCAAAUACACUCCAUUGAAGUUCAACAACACUAUUGAAUACCCAUGGUGGGGUUACGCCCUCGGCUGGUGGUUCACUCUCUCCUCUACGCUCAUAGUUCCUCUCUUGAUGAUCUACAAAAUGAGCGUCACCCCCGGCACCCUGCGACAGAGGAUCUCCACCUUGUGUACUCCAGCUGAGGACCUUCCUUUAACCAAGGCAGAGAAGAAGGCUCUUGAUUUGCUUGACUUGCCCUCAUCUGCUGGUAGCAGGUUACCUGAGAACGUGCCUUACUGAUACUGGUUAGCUUCUCUACACUCAGAGGAAGAAGAAAGAAGCUUGUCCUCUUUCUGGGGUGGUAGAUCAGCAUUAGGAGACAUCUUGCUUGCUGUGAUCAUUCCCUCUGUUCAUAGUGACCAUUAAAUGAUCCACUAAAAACUGCUGGAAAGGAAAUCCACAGUUUUUAAUCCUUGAAAAUUACAUCCAACUUUUUUAUAGUAGAGAAUUUUCUAUUUUGCGAUAUCCAGAAUGUUACAGUGAAAGAAUAGUAACAUAAGUAUAAAUGGAGAUUAUUGAGAAGUCCAGUUAAUAGGAUUAUUGAAGCCAGAGUGGAAAAUGUGCCUAUAUUUUAUGUAUUGUUUUAUGACACACUUGAAACAGUUGUAGAAAUAGUUUCAGAUUUGUUCCAGUGUCACUCCUUGAAGCUGCAGAGCUUUAAUGUUGACUCAGACUAAAUAUAUGGCAGUGAUCUAAACUCUUCAGACUACACUCAGCAAGCUUUUUAGAGCUGGUCUUCAUACAACAAACAUCUGGUUUAGGUGUUUGUCAGAGACUGGACCUUUAAACAUAGACUAUCUGCAUUUCGCACUUGUGAUAAAUGACUAAAACAUCUGUGUUUAGUGUGAUGUGAUGUGCUAAAGGUGUUUUGCCCCUGCUGAGAUGCCGUAGUUAUCGGAGCACAUGCAGUGUUGCAGACUACCUGUUGAAAGGCAUUAAUGGUAUAUCUUAAGUUCCGUAUAUAAAGUUAUUCCUUCAAGUAAGUACGGUCUGGUUUAUGAAGAACCCACUACACAAAUAUUACAAUUAGAACAUUUUAUAUUUACUGUUUGUGUGAAUGAACAAUAAUAUGAGAACUUUGAAUUUGUCACUUUAUGUCACCAGUGUACUGUAAGUUUGACAAUAAUGUUUGCCAAAUAAGUUACAGAGUGAACACUUCAGCCACUUUAGGUCAUUGUAAGUGGAAAAAGGAGUCCUUAAAAAUGAAAUUGUAUGUUGUAUAACUCAGUAAAGGUCGAUAGACAAAUAUCAGAGUCAGAUGUUGGACAGUGUGUACACCUUCAAUGAAUGAGCCAUAAUGUCCCAACACCGCUGUAAAAGUAAAUAAACAAAUAAAACCAUAGUGCUCACAGACAACACUAAUUAUUCAGCAUAUUUCUGAUUUUGGUGUAAAGUUUAAUAAAAUGUUCCUGCCUUUGUCAGUAAAUGGAAUUUGAUCAAAGUACCACCAAAUGUUCAGAGAAACAGUGUAAACAUAAGAGUAGACUGCAACAGUCCAAUUUAUGUUUAACCGGUUUAUAAAGAUUGCAUUUUAAACUGUAGUUCUGACUUGUUAGAUUCCUAUUUUUAUACAGAACAAGCUGUUUUACUCUUUUAUCAUGUUUGCAGGCUGAGGAUUUAUAUAUCAUUAGGGUUCAAAUCCUUUUUCUUUUUUUCUUUUUGUUUUUGUGCCUGUCUUUGUUCAGUUCAUUUUGAGUUGGAAAUUGAAAUGUGAAACCUGGCAUCAUUACUAUAAAUGAUGGUAAAUGCUUUUUGAAAAAUAAGCCAAAAAAAGGAAUUUUGUUAAUGAGCCAUUUGUGCAUCAAAAAUCAGAUGAGUGCACCAUUGAUAUUCAGACUUUAGUAUUAAAUCAAGCAAAGCAAGAAUUUGGCCACAAGAUAAAUCUCCAGAGAGGACUGACACUGAGUGUAGCAAACAAAAUGUUUCAUUUAUAGUAUUUAUAAUAUCCAUGAAAGCUAUUUACUGUUGAUUAAUAUGAUUUUAUUAAUCAUAGUGAGCAUAUUUUUAGUAGUGUAAAAAUAUUCAUUGACACUCUAAAUAAAAAUUUGACAGAAUAAUGAAAGUAACUGUGUUGUUUUGAAUACAUCAUUACACAUUUGUGACUUCAACACAGUCCAACACAAUUCAUGACCAUUUUCUCCUUAUUAAACACACUUAAACUAGUUGAAGUGACUUUGGUUGGCUUUCUCUUUUGCUCAUUGAUGCAAAUUUUUGAGCAGUUAAAGAGAUUUUUUUCCUUUGAGCACAAGAAUUUGAGAAUUGCCACAGGCGGAUAUAUUUUUGUAUUUUUUUAAUUGUAUAGUACCAUUGAAAUUUGUGGCAUUUGUUCUGCUGUAAUAAGGAUCAAUUAUUACUUUGUUAUUAAAUAUCUCAAUAUGUAUUUGUUGUAUUAAUGACAGUGUGUAACUGAAAGAAUCAUAACAACAGUAUAGGAUUUUUGAAUAAAAUGUGCAUGAAUAAACAA
Messenger RNA from Sphaeramia orbicularis (orbiculate cardinalfish), 4274 nucleotides. RefSeq names its product solute carrier family 6 member 22, tandem duplicate 1 (gene slc6a22.1). The coding region runs from base 266 to 2050 and encodes 594 amino acids. Gene Ontology annotation, molecular function: gamma-aminobutyric acid:sodium:chloride symporter activity. NCBI's taxonomy places the organism in Eukaryota, Metazoa, Chordata, Actinopteri, Kurtiformes, Apogonidae. The record is from RefSeq and is a predicted model, not a curated record. The transcript is spliced from 15 exons. Gene Ontology annotation, cellular component: plasma membrane; cell projection. Gene Ontology annotation, biological process: sodium ion transmembrane transport; amino acid transport; nitrogen compound transport.